Molecule: messenger RNA, 930 nt
Organism: Linum trigynum
Lineage: Eukaryota; Viridiplantae; Streptophyta; Magnoliopsida; Malpighiales; Linaceae
Source: the annotation of a GenBank genome assembly
AUGAGAGCGGAAGUCCAGAUGGAGCCAGCAGGCGGGGAGGGUCACAGUGACGCCGACCCUCUGCUGCAGAAUCAGGCCGAUUCGCCUCUGUCGUCUCCUGCAAGCCCCAGCGAGAUCACGAACGAGGAGGAUGAUCUCGAGAACGGGUCGGUCCCCACUUGCCGCAUUUGCCUCGAGAGCGAUUGCGAGCCAGGAGAUGAGCUGAUAUCUCCAUGUAUGUGCAAAGGCACUCAGCAGUUUGUUCACCGUGUGUGCCUUGAUCAUUGGCGUGCAGUUAAGGAAGGAUUUGCUUUCUCUCACUGCACUACUUGCAAAGCACAGUUCCAUCUUCGAGUUGCAUUGCUUGAGGUGAAUUCUUGGCGUAAAAUAAAGUUCAGACUUUUUGUGACAAGGGAUGUCCUUGUCGUGUUUUUGGCCGUACAAACAGUGAUUGCUGCUAUGGGCGGCUUUGCCUUCCUAAUGGACAAAGAUGGAGCCUUUAGGAACUCAUUCAGUGACGGUUGGGAUCGAAUACUGUCUAAACAUCCCAUUCCCUUCUACUAUUGCAUAGGAGUUUUGGCUUUCUUUGUGCUGCUCGGGUUCUUCGGCCUUAUACUACAUUGCUCGACCCUCAACAGCAGUGAUCCUCGGAUGGCCGGAUGCCAGAACUGCUGCUACGGAUGGGGAAUCUUGGACUGCUUCCCUGCAUCCAUGGAAGCAUGUUUUGCCUUGGUACUGGUGUUUGUUGUCAUUUUUGCCAUCCUCGGCAUAGCUUAUGGCUUCCUUGCUGCCACCAUGGCUAUUCAAAAGAUCUGGCAGAGACAUUACCACAUCCUCGCCAAAAGGGAGCUAACUAAGGAGUACAUAGUGGAAGAUCUUCAAGGAUGCUAUACCCCACCAAAGCUUGACGCGGAACAUGAAGAGAAGUUGAAAAUGCUUAAGCUUUUGUAA